AUUAGCUGAUAAAAUACAUUUUAUACUAUACUACUCUACAAAUUUGAAUAUGGUGUGAAUAUAUAAGUCCAAUCAAUUUUUAAAAGCUAAUCACUCUGGUUAUUUGACUUGGAUAACCAUGAAGUACUUGAUUAUAUUGUCCCUGCUUGCAUUUGUCGCCCUUGCAAAAGGUGACGAAGAUGAUUCCGUCUUCCCCCAAGAAGGCAGAAUUGUCGGAGGAUACCAAACAACCAUUGAACAAGUCCCAUACAUAGCUGUUUUACUCACAGCUACAAAUAACUCAAUCUUCUGUGCUGGUUCAAUCAUCAGUAACCAAUGGAUCGUCACCGCUGCUCAUUGCAUCGUUGGCAUGCGUCCUGAAGAUAUAAAAAUCCGAGUUGGAUCCUCUGAUUACACUGAAGGUGGUCAAUUGGUUGAUGCAAUCGCUAUCCUGACAAACCCUAACUUUGACAGGGUUUACCGUUUUGAUUACGAUGUUGGUCUAAUUAAGAUUAACAAUAUCACCAUCAAUAACAGUACGGUUGCUACGUGCCAAUUACCUGAUGAAAGAGAAUACCCAUCAACAGGUUCAAGCGUUUUGGCUUCCGGAUGGGGACAUCAACAGUCAGGAGGCACUCCAAGUAGGAUUGUGCGAGCUGUGCUUGUAAGAAUUACAUUUCACUUGCUGUGUAGGUUGAGAUAUGCAAAUUUGACGAAUAAUAUGAUCUGCGCUGCUGAUACUGGUAAGGAUACCUGCCAGGCUGAUUCUGGUGGCCCAUUGAUUCUUCCUACCGCCCGUGGUAGUGUAUUGGUGGGUAUUACUUCUCACGGGUCAGGAUGUGCUCUUGUUAGUUAUCCUGGUGUGUAUACUAGUGUUGCUACUCCCGUUAUUAGGCGUUAUAUUCGUGAUAACACUGGAAUAUAAAAGUUAUGAUAUUUGGCUUGUAUUCAAGGAUUAUAUGUAAUAAAUAAUAAAUAUUAUAUAAUGCAGUA
Dalotia coriaria is the source of this 972-nucleotide messenger RNA. Its product is annotated as trypsin-3-like. Gene Ontology annotation, molecular function: serine-type endopeptidase activity. The coding region runs from base 119 to 904 and encodes 261 amino acids. The transcript has 2 exons. NCBI's taxonomy places the organism in Eukaryota, Metazoa, Arthropoda, Insecta, Coleoptera, Staphylinidae. The record is from RefSeq and is a predicted model, not a curated record. Gene Ontology annotation, biological process: proteolysis.